AUGCGAUCGCAGGCAAUCCGCGCAGUCACUCAUCUUAGGCAUCGUGUCCUAGCUCAACCUACACUUCCCUCCCGCUUCUAUUCAACCUCGUCUCGAACUAGUCCUCGUCCAACACUUGGGGCCAAGGCGCUCAGAGCUGCACCGACAAUCCCAUUCUUUGGUGCUCUGUUCAGCUCGAAAAGUAACAGCGAAGAAUCGUCUGGAACCAUGUCAUACCCCGACCAGCGAAGUGAGGAUCAAUGGAGAGCUGUUUUGAGCCCUGAGCAGUUCCGUGUAUUACGUGAAAAGGGCACCGAGCGCCCCGGCACGGGAGAAUAUGAUUCUCACUACCCAUCCAAGGGUGUAUAUACCUGUGCUGGCUGCAACGCGCCUCUCUACACGGCUGACCACAAGUUCAAAUCCGGUUGUGGCUGGCCAGCCUACUUCGAUUCCAUCCCUGGAGCUGUGAAGCGACAUGUGGACAACACACUUGGAAUGAAGCGAACUGAGAUCGUCUGCAGCAACUGUGGUGGUCAUCUUGGCCAUGUCUUUGAGGGCGAGGGCUUCCCGACCCCCAUUGAUGAGAGACACUGCGUGAACAGCGUUAGUCUGCGGUUUACGGAGGACGCGGAGGCUGCAGAGAAGAAGCCAGAGGAAAAAGCCAAGGCGUGA
Messenger RNA from Penicillium daleae, 651 nucleotides. Its product is annotated as peptide-methionine (R)-S-oxide reductase. NCBI's taxonomy places the organism in Eukaryota, Fungi, Ascomycota, Eurotiomycetes, Eurotiales, Aspergillaceae. Gene Ontology annotation, molecular function: peptide-methionine (R)-S-oxide reductase activity. The record is from RefSeq and is a predicted model, not a curated record. The transcript is spliced from 2 exons. Bases 1 to 651 code for a protein of 216 amino acids. Gene Ontology annotation, biological process: response to oxidative stress; protein repair.